GAGAUCGUCGCGAGCUUUUCGAUCGCCCGACGUCUCAGCCAGUCGCGGUUAAACUCGCCAGUUGAGCACGCACCGAGCAAACUUCACGUCAAGGCAUUUGCGCCCGAGUAGUCACCACAUCUUAACUAUCUCAACCUCUAAACUCUAUCCCGUAGAAUAAAAACAAGCCGCUACCAUGGACGCGAUUAAGAAGAAGAUGCAGGGAAUGAAGCUGGAGAAGGACAAUGCGAUGGAUCGUGCAUUGCUCUGUGAACAACAAGCUCGCGACGCUAAUGCGCGUGCAGAAAAGGCUGAGGAGGAGGCCCGUGCACUCCAAAAGAAGAUCCAGACUAUCGAGAACGAGCUGGAUCAGACUCAAGAAGCACUCAUGCAGGUCAAUGCCAAGCUUGAGGAAAAGGAUAAGGCCCUCCAAAAUGCCGAGUCCGAGGUCGCUGCUCUUAACCGGCGCAUUCAGCUUCUCGAGGAGGACCUCGAAAGAUCAGCCACUGCCAAAUUGGCCGAAGCCUCUCAGGCUGCCGAUGAGAGUGAACGUGCCCGGAAGAUCCUUGAGAACCGCAGCUUGGCGGAUGAGGAGCGCAUGGACGCCCUGGAAAAUCAAUUGAAAGAGGCCCGUUUCCUUGCUGAAGAGGCCGACAAGAAAUAUGAUGAGGUCGCCCGUAAAUUGGCCAUGGUCGAAGCCGAUCUGGAGCGUGCUGAGGAACGCGCCGAAGCUGGCGAAUCAAAAAUCGUUGAAUUAGAGGAAGAACUACGUGUUGUCGGCAACAACCUUAAAUCUCUUGAAGUGUCGGAGGAAAAGGCCAAUCAACGUGAGGAAGAGUACAAGAACCAAAUUAAAACCCUGACAACUCGUCUAAAGGAGGCUGAGGCCCGCGCUGAGUUCGCCGAAAGAUCCGUGCAGAAACUCCAGAAAGAAGUCGACAGGCUCGAAGACGAGCUCGUGCACGAGAAGGAAAAGUACAAAUACAUCUGUGACGACUUGGAUCUCACUUUCACCGAAUUGGUUGGUUAAGACGAGUUUAUUACAAAUACCAUCGACAAGAAAAGAGCAACAACCAAACAAAAUGUAUAUCACAAAAUCGCCCGAAUACGUCAAUCAUUGAAGAAAUGAAGAAACUUAUCAAACGGCAGAUCAACGAUCACAUAUUAUUUUUGGCUACUUUUCAUUAUUAUUGUUAUUACAUGUAAUAUUAUAAUUAAAAGAUAACGUAUUGUAAGUACGAAUUUGCGUGAUUUGCCCAUCAA
Molecule: messenger RNA, 1242 nt
Organism: Ceratosolen solmsi marchali
Lineage: Eukaryota; Metazoa; Arthropoda; Insecta; Hymenoptera; Agaonidae
Product: tropomyosin-like
Source: RefSeq, a predicted model, not a curated record